Molecule: messenger RNA, 1830 nt
Organism: Capronia coronata CBS 617.96
Lineage: Eukaryota; Fungi; Ascomycota; Eurotiomycetes; Chaetothyriales; Herpotrichiellaceae
Exons: 5
Coding region: 1-1830 (609 amino acids)
Biological process (GO): vesicle budding from membrane; clathrin coat assembly; clathrin-dependent endocytosis
Cellular component (GO): clathrin-coated pit; clathrin-coated vesicle
Molecular function (GO): 1-phosphatidylinositol binding; phosphatidylinositol-4,5-bisphosphate binding; SNARE binding
Source: RefSeq, a predicted model, not a curated record
AUGGAAAAGAUCGUGAAAGGUGCUACAAAAAUUAAAUUGGCUGCGCCCAAGUCCAAAUACAUCGAACCCAUUCUGUCUGCCACAAAUGGCGGCGAAUCCGGUGUCGCGGACGUCUUCCGCACGCUACAGGUCCGGCUGAGGGACUCGACAUGGACAAUCGUUUUCAAAUCUCUGAUCGUCGUCCAUCUGAUGAUCAGAGAAGGGCGACCCGAAGUCACACUAAGAUAUCUCGCCGAGUAUCCUAAAAGAUUGGCUAUCAGCAGCUUCACAGAAGGCAUGUACAUGACGCAAGGUGCGAACAUCCGAAGAUACUACGAGUAUCUGCUGGAAAGAGUGAAGGCCUAUCGGGACACCAAGACAGACUAUGUCAGAUCGGGAGUGGGCAAAAUGCGACAACUGACCGUCGACAAAGGUCUGUUGAGACAGACUGAGAUAGUGCAGGAUCAAAUCGAGGCUUUGGUGCGAUGCGAACUUCUCGGCAAUUCAGAUCCUGACAACGAGAUCACGCUGACUGCCUUCCGUCUCUUGACUUUGGAUCUGUUGGAGUUGUACCGGGUGAUGAACGAAGGCACUAUCAAUGUCCUUGAACAUUACUUCGAGAUGUCUCGUCCCGACGCGGAACGGGCACUGGAGAUCUACAAGACGUUUGGACGGCAGACCGAUUUGGUGGUCCAGUAUUUGAGUCUUGCGCGACAAUAUGAGACAUCGACGCGUCUCGAAGUCCCGAAGCUGAAGCACGCACCGACCACUCUGACCGGCUCGCUAGAGGAGUAUUUGAACGAUCCGGAUUUCGAAAUCAACCGAAGGCAGUAUCUGGCGCAACAGGAAGCGAAAAAGAACGGGAAGCAUCCGUCUUCAGGGCCGGCUCCCAAGGCGUUCGAUAGGACGACCGCCAAACCAACAGCGACAUCAGCAAGGCCUCAGGCGCAAGCUGCACAACCUGUGCCCAAGGGGCCAGCUCCUGAUCUUAUUGACUUCUUCGAAUCCAUUGAGCAGAACCAGCAACCCAUGGCGCAACUCAGCAACUCACAACAACCAUAUCAAGUGGGCAUGCCGCAGGCGCAGCCUUACCAGCAGAUGCAAAUGCAAAUGCAAAUGCCUCAGCAGACUGGUUACAACCCGUUCUUCCAGCAGCAGCAGCCGCAGCCGCAGCAGGCGGCUUUUCCCAUUCAGAACCCGCAGCAACCCCUAGCUCUACAGACUGACUUUACCGGUGCAGGCUUUGGAGGAUACGGACCACAGCCUCAGCAGCAACCAUCGUCGCAGGGGUUCCAUUUCCAGUCCAAUCUAUCUCCAAUUCCCCAAAACGGCGUGCCCGACUUCCAAUCACAAGCUCUUGCGACGGCUCAGCAAAUGGCGAUCCAGCCACAGCACACGUCGACCAAUCCAUUCCGACAUUCAAGUAUAGCAACAGGCGCGGCACAAAUCUCCCCAGUCAACUCUGGCCUUCAACGACAAUCUACCAACCCGUUCGCGAAGCACCUGACAGGAUCUGUGCCAAACUCGGCCACCGGGUUUGAUCAAGCCUUCUCUGCUCCUCAGACUUCUCCACAACAGACCUUCCCUUCUGAUUCUGCAUAUGCCAACUCGCCUUCAGCUCUCCAGCCACAACGCACCGGGACCAACCCCUUCGCAAAGAAUCGGCCUACGACUGCUGUGAGUGGAGUGACAACAAAUAUCACGGGCAGCACAAAUCCGUUCCGGCAAAGUGCAUUUGUCAACCAGCAAACAGGGCAAGGUUGGCAGCAUAGUAACCAGGGGACGCUUUCUGGCUUCGACCUUAAUAAUGUAGACACGGUGCCGGUCUUCCCCAGGCCAGGCCAUAGCUGA